AUUUAGUUACAGUGCAAAUCAAUUUUUCUAACUUGUUCUUCGUCUCACCAGAUACCAUUUUCAAGCGAAUCUUAUUCCAGAACAACAAUUCAAAUACGAAAAUAGCUUCAUUUUAUCGAUUGUCGUUGGAUGUACGGUGGAACGUGAAUGGAAAUAUAAUGAAAUUACCGUAUGACAUAAGCAUAUUUGGAAUAAAUCAAUUUGUGUUUUGAGAUUUCGAAUCGCAUUGAAAAUGGAUACUGCACCAAGUCAGGACGGUGACAAUGUUAUUGGAGAGUUACAGAAAAAAUUGUCAGCCGUUGAAACUGACAACAAAAACAUACGGGACGAAUUUAAUAUGCAAAGAGCAAAGUUGAAAGAGCUAUUUUUGCAAAAAGAAGGCGAGUGCAAACGGUUGAGUGAACAAUUGGCCGAUUUACGCAAGGAAUUGAAUGAAACCAAAAGUCAAGUUGUGAUCGCCGAAUACAAACGAGAAACAGACAUCAAAAACCAAGAACGAAAAGCACAUGAAGAAAUAUCAUCUUUGCAACAUUUAGUUCAUGAAACUGUUGAAGAGUCAAGUUUUUUGAAGUCGGAAAUCGAUCGAUUGACCGCCGAAAAUGAACGACUUCGAGCUGAAAUAGUUCAUUCACAAUCAUCAGCAUCACCACAGCCACACGAAUCACAAUCAAGCACACCAAGUUUUGCACCAGUUUUAAGUCAUGUUAAGAAAACGUUAGUUAGAAAAUUAGGCGGCGAUUCGUCAUCAUCGACCGAAAAUCUAGAGGAUUCCAUGCGGAAGGUAACAAAAUAUGCACAAGAAGAUGCUGAAGUAUUGCGAUCACUAGUGAUUCCAUUGGAAGGUGAGAUCAAGGCGUUAAAAGAAAAGCUACGAAGUGCUGACGAAGAGAUUCAACAGUUACGUCAAGCUUCUGGUAUACAAAAUGAAAUCCCGUCGAGUUCAGCACUUGUUGGGAUGCUGAAUGAGAGUAAAAUAAACCAAAGUGAGACAACCGCAGAACCAAUAGCGGCAUCAACAGCCGAAACAAUUGGUGUCGAUUGUCAAAUGUGUAAAAAUUAUGAAUCACAAAUGGUGACUAUUCAGGCUGAAAAGGAUGCACUGAGCAAAGACAUUGAACGUUUCAACGAAGAACUAGCAAAAGAAGCGGCUUUGCGACACGAUUUGGAAAAUAAAUGGCAAGAGAAACGUGAAAAGUACAAUGAACAAGUUCAGCAAUUGACCAAACAAGUGGAUUACAAUGAAAGAGAAAUGUCUACACUCCAACGACAUUAUACUGCAUUCAAAGACGAGGUGAACGAAGAGUUCUCGAAAAUGACCAACGAACGCGAAAUGGUACAUCGUCAUUUAAAUACACUGCAAGACGACAAUGAUUUCUUGGCCGCACGUUACAUGGCUUCAGCCGAAGAAAUACAAAAUCAACUCAUCGAUUUACCAGACACGGUUGAAGCACUUCAGGAGCUCAUAUUGCAGAGUAAUCAAAGUUUGAUUGAAGCACGCGUUGGAUGUGAAUUUGAGCAACGGAAAUGUGCCACUUUUGCGGAUGAAACGCAAGUAUUACGCGAUCAACUACAAACAGCCUGGGCCGAACGUCAGGCAAAUGAUAGGGAUUUUACAGCAAGAAUCAAAGCGUUAGAAACACACCUUAAGGCCCAAGAGAGUGAACGAUUAAAACUACUGGAUUUGAAAGACAAAAGUGAAAAGAGAGAAAAUGAAUGGAACAAGGAGUCGUCCGACUUGCACGGUCAACUCAUUGAACUCAAUCAAACAAAGGAAAAACUUGAACGACAAAAUUUGGAGUAUAAAAAUAAAUUAACAGUACUACAACAGGAAUUGGAUAAUAGCGAAUAUGUACAAAAAGAUUUUGUUCGUUUAUCACAAUCGCUGCAGAUGGAAUUGGAAAAAAUACGAGCUGCAGACACUCAGGUGCGCUGGCAAGACGAUGAAGAUGUGGACGAGUGUCGCAGUUGCAAGGCGAAUUUCACUGUUACACGAAGAAAGCAUCACUGCCGUCAUUGUGGCUCAAUUUACUGUGAAAAAUGCUUAUCAAAAACGGUCGCAUCCGGCCGAAAUAACAAACCCGCUCGUGUAUGUGAUGUUUGCCACACGCUAUUAUCUAAGAACGAAGCGCCGUAUUUUAGCCAGGCACCUCCACAAUCACCUCACUAAGCAAGUAUUGUUUCAGCCUCGUGCUUUAAAUUUUCAAUCAAUUUUUUUUGACAAAUUUCCAGUUUUUAAAGUUAACAUUUUGUUUUCUUUCUGACAUAAGAUUGUAAAUAUAGCACGAUCAAACAUAUUGUUGAAUAUUUUGUCUCCUUUUUUUCGCAUUGACUAUUUCGCAAUUCUAUAUCAAGAAUAAAAAAUGAAUAAAAAUGACAAGUUUUUAAGAAACAUUCCAUUGAGA
Contarinia nasturtii (swede midge) is the source of this 2402-nucleotide messenger RNA. It is a transcript of the gene Rbpn-5, whose product is annotated as rab GTPase-binding effector protein 1. Gene Ontology annotation, biological process: endocytosis. Gene Ontology annotation, molecular function: metal ion binding; growth factor activity; GTPase activator activity. The record is from RefSeq and is a predicted model, not a curated record. The transcript has 13 exons. Gene Ontology annotation, cellular component: intracellular membrane-bounded organelle. Lineage: Eukaryota; Metazoa; Arthropoda; Insecta; Diptera; Cecidomyiidae. Bases 233 to 2167 code for a protein of 644 amino acids.